AUGUCAAAGAAGUCCACGAAAUAUUCUGGCAAAGAUCCAAUUGAAACUCCAGUCGCCAAAUCAUCGCAAGAUUUCAAGAGCUCUGAAUUCGUUGGAGAAAGCGACAAUGAUAAUGAUGAGCCAAUGGGAAAUAAUUCAGAUUCCGAUAGUGACAAUGACUCCCUGCCAUCGAAUCCCGCUAAAUCCACACCUAAAUCCAAGUCCAAAUCCAAUGGCAAGGCCGCAGAAAGUAGCGACAGUUCCGAGGCUGAAAGCGAAGAAGAGAGUGAAAGUGGAAGUGGAAGUGAUAAAGAGAAUGAGCAGAAAUCCGAAAGUGAAAAUGAAUCGAAUGCAGAUGGAAAAAAGACUGCUGUAGCGCCGCCGUCCAAAAAGGAUGCCAAAACCGUGUCGAUGAAAGUUGCGCCCUUCAAGCCUCCUCCUGGAUUCGAGAAGACUUCAUCGAAGAACUCGAGCAUUACAUCACAAUUAUUUAAUAAAUCUAAUUUAGAGGGCAAGGAAAUUUGGUAUAUCACAGCACCUGCGUCAGUGCCUAUAAACUCUGUGAAGGAAAUUUCGCUACAAGAUGCGAAAUUGGGUAAGGCAGUAUUUUCACACGACGGAAAUGAUUAUGGUCUCGUUCAAGAUCCGCUCGAUGAUAAGACAUACACCAAGAUCUUGUUACCAAGCAAUUCCAAAGAUGGUUACUCUAUUGAAAGAAAGCCUGUGGAUCAAAUAUAUCAUAUGCAACAAGUCGUCAACAUUUCAAAGGAGAAUUCCAGCCAAGCUACAGUGCCCGCAAAGAGACCUGUCCGCCAACAGCCUAAAGGUCUUAAAGCGCGAUUCCAGCCAAUUGGAUUUGCAAGCGCACCUGGUGUUAUUGGAUCCGACGAAGAUGAAAGUGACUCGGAAGAACGUGCUCCCAAGUUCCAAAAAAUCGCAAUGUCGGAAGACGGGGCAUCGGACGUAGAGAUGGAAGAUGCACCACCAUCCUCAAACCCAGCGAAGAAAUCAAAGUCUGAUAAGUCGAAGAAGAGCCAGAAGGACUCACAAGAGAGUGCGGAUCGCUCAUCGAAAAAGAAGCAGAAGGAUACUGGAGACAAGAAGAAAAAGCAAAAGAGUUCGUUCACAUCAGCCUCCCCAGAAAUACAGGAACUGAAAAUUUUGAAGAAGCAGACAGCAACUGAGCUCGCGGAUCAGUCCAUGCCAUUACGACUACGGGCCACGUCGCGUUCAGAUUUGGCUCCUGAAAAACCAACUGAUACUAGUCCUUCCCAACCUUCCAUAGUCCUAUCAAGCAAGGCGUCCUCUAAUUUAAACACAACACUCCCACAAGCUCAACCUACAACCUUCGAUCCAACCACGAAAGACCUAUCCUCAAACGAGGAGAGUACGAAGAAGAAAGCUAUAAGAGCACCCGUCAGUAAAGAUUCAAAUAUGGCAACCACUAAGGAUGAAGCAAGACGGGAGAAAAAAGCGUACAAGGAGGCGAAGAAGAGACGAUUGGAGUCUCGGACUGAUAAUUUUUGA
This is a messenger RNA of Sclerotinia sclerotiorum 1980 UF-70, 1506 nucleotides long. RefSeq lists its product as hypothetical. The coding region runs from base 1 to 1506 and encodes 501 amino acids. Lineage: Eukaryota; Fungi; Ascomycota; Leotiomycetes; Helotiales; Sclerotiniaceae. The record is from RefSeq and is a predicted model, not a curated record. Gene Ontology annotation, biological process: transcription by RNA polymerase I. The transcript is spliced from 3 exons.